AUGGAGGACAGUGACGAUGAAGAUAACGUCCAGGUGAUCGUUUUUGGAAACUCAACGGAGGCCAAUUUUGACGACUUCUACAGAGAACAGGACCCAACAAAGGACGAACACGGCGGGGAUGGCAGGGGGGACCCUGACGGUGGCGAAUUUUCCAGGGGCGAAGCCGAAGAAAUACCACGUGAUGUAGACCUGGAUACGCAGGUGCAAAGAGCCACGCGGGAGAACAAAGUCUUCCUCAAAUACGACUACACUCGGGAGAAGCCGUGGGCUCACCACGCAGACAAGAGCAUGUGGUUCAAUUACAACUUCGAUGAGCACUCCUUCAAGGAGUGGGUCCAGAAACACAUCGACAAACGGAUAGAGAAGCAACAGAACUAUCAAGUCGAAAAUGCCGACAAUAUAUUUGAGGACAAAUUCAGGGCUGUUGUUAGGACCCCUCGAAGCUUUGAAGAGAUAGACCGCAGGGGGUAUGGUGACCAUUACGAACAGAACUACGAUGACGACCCCUUACGGCGUAACCUGAAGGGAGCAAAGAACAGCACAACGAUGAAAGCAAGUAACUCCAGGAAGGGGGCUUUAAAUAAUAAUUACGUCCCUCAUAGGGGUAAUAACACUCUGUUCCAACCGAACGAGGAGAGCAGCUUCCCUUUCCAACCCCUUAGCGAAGAAGACAACUACAUGGAUGGUCGGAACAGGAAGAUGCCCCCCGAGAAAGCAUCGAAUAGAACGGGGGAGGGAGGUCACUCCGCUCAGGGCGAAGACCUCACGCAGUUCCAAGAUUUAGUUAAUUUUUUUAAGCUGAACCAGGGGGUAUAA
Plasmodium coatneyi is the source of this 816-nucleotide messenger RNA. RefSeq lists its product as uncharacterized. Lineage: Eukaryota; Apicomplexa; Aconoidasida; Haemosporida; Plasmodiidae. The transcript is spliced from 4 exons. Bases 1 to 816 code for a protein of 271 amino acids. The record is from RefSeq and is a predicted model, not a curated record.